AAAAGGUCUCAUCACUGUUACCUUAUGAUAACCGCAGUACUACAAGUGCAUUAAAUCUUAUCCAGUCCAAGUCCCAUUUUUUUAAUACAGUCGUAUCGUUAACGUAUACCCCAGUGAUUGCAAGCGCUGGCCACUUGUAAGCGCCAAGUAUAGCUCUUAUCUUUGAAUCGAAUACUAUGUCCAUUUAGGGUGGUCUAUUCCUCUUGAUCGUUGCUGCACCAGUGAUAUAUACACAGAAUCGAAUAGUAUGUCUAUCUAGGGCCGACUAUUCAUUUUAAUUGUCGCGUGGGUGACAUAUACACACAUAUUGCCGUCAUGUCUUUAUACCUAUGCGCUGUUCUAGUACUGGUGGCUUCACUGUGCAAUGGCCAGGCGUGCCAACAAACGCAGUCCACAUGUGUGUUCGAUCAUGGAACCCUUCUCACAGUAGAGCAACUGGGGCUAUGCCUGAAUACGCUCACACUCCCUCAAAUAGACAUGCAGACUUACGUACAGCAAAGCCUGGCGUUUUACAACCGAACGUUGUCCGAGCACUACGCAUUCGCCGAUAUAAACAACGAUUCACAAGAUUCUGAAUCGAAUCUCUCGAGUGCAUAUGACAAACUCGGGUGGGGGGAGAAAUACAACGUGACAUCACCAUGGCAACAUGAUUUAAACUCUCUACUGAAUGCCAACAUGUCGAAUGUGUUUGAUUUCCAGUCAGAGUUGUUUCAAAUAACGCAGAGGAAUCUGGAUGAUCACGUGUUCCUGUCCUCAGCCUCGCCAUUCUAUCUUCUGUUGCCAUACAUCUUGGGCCAAAGAGUCAAUGCAGAUGGUGCACAAGAGUUCUAUGUAGUCCUUCGAAACGACUUCAGUUAUUGGCUGAGAGAUUGUGGGCACGAGGGUGCUAUGUCGCAGGGUACCGAGGGCAAGACCAUCGCACGGGUGAACGGCAAGCCUGCGCUUGAGUACUUCACGGAUAUUGCCGCCGAAAGGGUCACUUACAAGCAUGCUGGUGUAAGACUGAACAAUCUCAUCAUAGUAAACAUGCAGGUCAACGCCGUUGGUGUGCCUGGUUUCCGCCAGAACCCCACAGACGCUGUGAAACAAACAAUCGAGUUUUCCGAUGGGACAACAUCGAUUGUGCAACCGGUUGUGUAUGUAGCGGAAUAUACCUUUGGAUCGGAAUCACUCGUCGAGACUAUGAUGGAACCUACAUCAUAUUACGAGUCAAGGCUUGUUGACUACUACACACCGGGGGAUGAGACAGCGAUCACGAAUGUCACUACAAGGGACGACGCCCGAAGAGCGGAUACGAAAGUCGGGUACAGCUCUCGUCGCAACCUCCAGAUGUCCAACAAACUACCGGCAGGAAUAGUAUGGGGUGACUUAUACGCUUCUUUCUCGGAGGAUAGAAAGCCCGAUAGUUCUGAAAUGGCCACGCCUGUUGUGGAAGAGAUUAACAAAGAUAAGAAGCGGAGGCAGCCUGACAGCUCAUAUCCAAUGGAGGGUCUAUACCUACAAAACUCCGUGGGCGAUAUACUCGCCAAUGACAACGCGAUCAUAGUCAAGUACCCAUCCUUCUUCAGCGAUGGCCAGCCGCCCCGACAAGCAGUACUGGAUAGCAUGGAGCUUCUUCGACAUGCUGUGGAGUUGGGUGAGCGGCUGCAAAUAUCGCGCGUUGUGUUCGAUCUCACAAACAACUUGGGAGGCCACGAGUACAUAGCGUACGCUUGGGCGACCGCGCUGACAUACACCUUCACGGGAAAGAACGAUACGAGGGUGUGCUCUGCGCUUGAUCUCCGAAUGGGUCCGUUGGUGACGGCCUGGGCGAACUUGACAUCCGAGCCACCGCAGAAUGUCACGUCUGUGUCUGAUGUCGAACUCUUCGCCUUCGCGAUUAGCGUGCAGCAGUUCACCAACUUCCUUGAAGCGAUCGACAUCGACUUCCACGAUCAGUUGACAGUUCAUAUGCGCGAUGCUAUGCUGAGUAACAAUGGGUUUCUGAGUAAUGGUGGCGAAGGGCUUUUCAGUACUGAGGCGCUGAGUGAGGCGACACCGGAACAGCGCGCACACACCAUCAACACUUUCCGUAUACUUCUCUACCGCGCCUAUGUGGAGGUGUAUAGGAAACAAAUAUCGGCUGUUGAGUUCUAUGGCUUUGAAAGGGACCGAGCCUUCGACGGAUAUGCACAUCAGUGGGGGAAUUCAUCUCAAUGGACAGGCGUACUGCCCAUUGCAAUAGAGCCAGGUACUUAUAGGGUAGACUACGAGAACAACCGAUCGACAUCGUUGAGUGAUCAUACGCUAGUUAAUCUGCAAGACUAUUUCUUUGCCUCCAGUCAGAAAGACCUCCUCCGCGGAGGGGUUUGGGGCACCUACACAGAACGUGCGAUGCACCAGAAAUGCACCGCAGCGGUCCAAAACUUCGCCAUGGUGGACGACUGGCCCACCUUUGCAUUCCGGGACGUUCGGUUUCUAUCCAACGGCAUUUGUGGCUCUUCCUGCGCCAUGUUCGUCAACGCAGUCACAGCCAUCGGCAAAAACGCCGCGCCCGAUGUCACGCCUGGGCUGACUGUGACCUCAGUCACAUACGGAGGAAUCCAAGGACAACCCAUGACCGGUACGCAGUUCCCAGGCGGCAAUGUGGAGUUCUCGUCAUCAUGGUACGAGCGCCUGUUCAACGCACGCGCUCUGCUGGAUCCCUUGUACUUGCACGUGGGCCCAAACAAGGACGAGAAUAGGAAGAAAUACGAUGUGAUCAAAAGCCUGACACCUCUCCCACGGUCUGCGGGGGUGUACAUGAGCUUCACCAACCACGAAGUCUAUGAGAUAUAUGCGGGCAAGGACUCGCUGCCGACCGAGUUCUAUGACAGUCCCAGCGAUGUUAACUUGAACCUGACCUUGCCGCCUAUAGAGUAUGCUAAUGACGCGUACCUGUACAGUGAGGAAUACGAUGCCAUCCACCAGGCUGCAUCGGCCGAUAUGGUAUAACGUGCUGACCACAGGCUUGAAUGCGUGGCAUGUCGCAUGUUGGUCACCGGCAAUAAGAACUGAGUUCGAGUUUUGGUGAUAUGUCGUAUAUGGUUCGUGGUCAUGGCUAAACCCCAUCUCUUAGUAUAUACUAGUUUAAAUAAAUUACGGGCUGCGCCUAUAGAGCCACAGUGCCGGCGCC
Messenger RNA from Sphaeroforma arctica JP610, 3154 nucleotides. RefSeq lists its product as hypothetical. Bases 316 to 2973 code for a protein of 885 amino acids. The transcript has a single exon. The record is from RefSeq and is a predicted model, not a curated record. NCBI's taxonomy places the organism in Eukaryota, Ichthyosporea, Ichthyophonida.